GUAGUGUUUGUUGUGCCCCCCCUGUAUAUUAUUAUUAGUUUAACAUUUCGACUGCAUUGUCCAUGACUGAUUUUCACUGGACUUAGCAACUCUUGAAUAUUCAGUUCGGAGGAAUUCUACUCAUAUCAGUAUCCCAUAUGUUUCACCAAUUUUUGCAUUUUAUGUCAUUACCCACCUUUGCUUUUUUUUUUUUUUUUAAUCCUAACUGCUGAUAAUUCUGGAAAUUUUUGAUACCUCUUAGUUACAUUCCCAUUUCACUACUUCCUACGAAGUAUUUUCUAGUAGCACAUGCUCUUUUUACCUUUUAUACAUUUCCCCUCUUUGCCAUUUUUGAGGGUUGAGGAAACUAAUUCAUGGUGGAUUGAUGAUGAGGAUUAUCUAAUUAUUUUUCGAAUUAAGUUAGACAAUUAUAAUAGACCAUGGUGAAGUUUGAAUAACGAUUGAGAGAAAUUUUGCUGAACUGCACAUGUAUGGACCUUCCACUCUUUGCCAUUUUUGAGGGUUGAGGAAACUAAUUCAUGGUGGAUUGAUGAUGAGGAUUAUCUAAUUAUUUUUCGAAUUAAGUUAGACAAUUAUAAUAGACCAUGGUGAAGUUUGAAUAACGAUUGAGAGAAAUUUUGCUAAACUGUACAUGUAUGGACCUUCCACUUUCACUGUUGUUGUAUAUAUUUCUGGAAUCUAGCUCUAAUGGUUUUUAUUUCUAAUAUUAUUUUACUUGAAUAUUCAGACACAAAAAUAGUUAAAUUUUUAUCCUGCUGUGGAACAUUUAUUUUGUUUUAGCAGCUUGCUAUAUUUUCUUUUUAAAGCUAAUGCUACCUUAUGGUGGAGUACAGAAAAUUCUUCAGGAGAAUGCUUCUCCCUUCUCCCCUAGUGCUGUGUAUUGCAUAUGCAUCGGAAAUGUUGUGUUGCAUAGUAUUGCAAUCUUGCGCUGACUAUAAAAAAAAAGGAAACAUUGCAUUAAUAGCUGAUUAUAGAAUUAUAUUCCAAUUACUAAAACUCUUUGUCCAAGGGAAUCUGUCUAGUAUAUAGAAUUAGCAAGGACUGCUAGAUAAGGAAAAUUUUCCGAUUCUACAUUAUGAAAGAGUAAUAAUUUGGAUUUCCUUGAGCUCUACUUUCUCUAAUAAUGUAAAUUGCAGGUGCUGUUUUCAGUUUACUUGUCAUUUGUUUGCGUUACUCCUUUUGCUCCCAACUUCCAAUGGUCGAGGGUAAUGUACUGGUAAGUGCUGGCCAAAAUGAGGAAGCGGCUCAGAACCGUUUUAGUGCUUAUUAUGUGUAUUCAAUAUCUUCAUAUCUGCAUUAAUAACUUCUGAAACUAAUGAUUCCUCUGAAACCCGAUAAUUGUUGUGCAAUGGUAAGGGGCUACGAUGUAAUAACUCUUCCAGAUUUCUUUUAUUAUAGGUGGUAGAACUUCUGCUUUUAUUUCCUUAUAUUUGAUAAAGAAAUCGAAUAUCUGCCUUUUAGACACAAGUUUGGGGAUCCAGAAAUGUGAUUGGUACCACAUAAUUCAAAAAGCAACGACUAGUGUCAUCGUUCUGCUUUUCAAGAAGGUUCUGUACUUCUGUAGUGAGAUAUGUGAUACUGUUACUUCUCAUUAAUGUCAUUAUAUUGCAUCUGAAUUUGUAUCUUGUUUAGAAAAAGAAAUCUUCCCUUUGGUUCUUAAAACCCAUAUAGUUUUUGUUUCUGUCCUUGAAACUUCCCGAUUUUUUAUUUACCUUUUACCAACCGAGUUAAAAAUGCAGAUGCUUUAACGUGCUACACAGAAGUUCUCGGAUUGAUCCAAUUGGCAGCGGAUGCAUUGUGUAGAAGGUGAUUUGAAAGGUGAAUGAAUUUGUUACCUUUCCUGCUGGAGGAAGAGGAGGAGCAAAAUGUACUUCAUGGACUUAACCAGUAAGUUUGAGAAAUACUUAUUUGCAUUUUGGGUUACAUUACUUUGAUCAAAUUGGUUGGCUUGCUCUUCUAUUAUUGCAUAAACUUGACUUAGAUCUACAAUGUGAGGCUUCUUGUGUCAUGUGAUAAGGAUGUGCGGAUGAGGGCCUUUGGUUUCAUUCAUUCAUUAUCAUUACCCCAUUGCCUCAAAGAGGCUCCCGCAAAAAGCGGGGUAAGGGGGGGUCGGGUGUACGCAACCUUACUCCUGCAAUGGCAGAGAGGUUGUUUCCAAUUGACCCAAAAGCGAUAACGGGACGACAACAGGACGACCAUCUUCUACUUCAUGGAAAGGAAGCGAAGAGGUUUUAAGAGUCAUUCUGAUUUAGUUCAUCACAUCCCACAGCCAAAAGAACAAAUGAAUCUAUGGCUCCAUCGGAAAUGGACUGGAUGAGGGCCUUUGGUUAAUUCAAGAAUUUGAUGUCCUCCACAUUGUAUCAUCUCUGGAACAGUAUAUGUAUUAGCAAAGCUUCCUUUAAUUUUGUGAAUAAUUUUUUGACUGCAUAUAUAUCACAGAAUCCCAGUGUGUUAUGCUCAAGUCAAAAGUAUGUGAAAAAAUGCCAAACAUCACAAGACUCCAAUUCACUUGCAGUUAGAAAGCGAGGUUAGCCUAAUCUUUCCUGUACCUCCAGCUAGUAAUCAGGUUAUUCUUGUAAUUUUUCCAUCAUGAUUAAGUAUUGUGCUUUUUCUUUUUCUUUUUUUUUUUCUAAUUUGUGGUACACAACAUUUAAUGUUCAUUUUGACUUAAUAAACGAAGCUCUAAAGUUCACACUCAUGUGGUUGGCAUUUCAAUGUUCAAAGUUCACCAACUAAGACUGUUGACUAAUUUAAACACAAACUAUUGAAUAUUGACUAUAUAUUUUAUACUUGAUAUUAAUCUAGCAAAAAAAAUUCCAGUUGCACUGAAGUAAGAUUUAGUUGAGGGCUUCAAGCAAUGGUGUGCUUGAUCGCUUGUAUCAAGGUAAUGUGUUGGCAUCUGAUAGGGAAGCUACUUAGAUUAGCUUAUAAUAACCCACCCAAUCACCAUAACUUUCAAGGUUCCCUUAGUGAUAUUGAAAUGCUUAUGAUGAGGAUCGCUUUCUCUGUUUCGACAUCAAUUAUAACUAACAAGGUGACAAAGUUGAUGAUUGAAGGGAAGAACAAAGAGGGUGACACCCCCUUACACGUGGCAAUCAAGAGCCACCAGAAUGACGUGGCAAAAUACUUGAUUCGUGUUACGCCCGAGGUGGCAUGUUGUGUAAACUGUGAGGGGGUGUCGCCAUUGCUUUUAGCUGUCAAGUUGGGGAUGAAGGAAAUAGUGCAGUAUGCAUUUUUGAUGUUAAGGUUUACCAGUAGAGAGGCUCUGCUUGCACAUUCUGAAAAGGUUUCACUUGCUCAUGCUGCCAUCAAAGCUAGGAACCUAGGCAUGUUGGAGAUUGUAAUGGAGGAACUACCCAGUCUCAUUGAUUCAUUAAAUGGAAAGGGAUGGAAGCCAUUAUCCUAUGCAGCUUACAAAGGUUAUCUCGACCAAGUUAGCUACUUCCUUCAAAAGUUUCCUGAUUCUGCAAAGAAAUCUGAUACAGACGGCUCCUUUCCGAUACAUAAGGCAGUUGGUGCAAACCAUGUUAGCAUUGUCAAAGUGUUUCUAUCAUCCUGUCCUUCAACUAUACAUGAUGUUGAUGAAAAGGGUCAGAGCAUCCUCCAUAUUGCAGUCAGAUACGCGAGAGCUGAUGUUUUCUCUUAUUUAACCAAACAGAAGGAAGUUGAGAAGAUAUUCUAUCUGAAAGAUGGACAGGGUAAAACUUUUAUGGAUUUGGCGAAUGAGCUCAAAAGAAACAUUGCUGAGUGAAAAAACGUAAUCUUAUGUGAACUAAAAAUCCACUCAGAAGAACGUAUCUAGCACUCCUGUGUGUGCUUGGUGGACCAUGCUUGUGUUGCUGAAGGAAGAAAAAGGCGACGACUACACACGGCAACUUGUAACUAAAGUCAAUCCAUCAAACAAUGAGAUGAUAUAAUGCAUUGUACGGAGUCGUAAUCUUAGCUUCAAAGAAAAAUGAUGGUUGACUCCGAACAGGAAAAACGACUUAAAAGUCUAUGAACGAAUUUCCAGCCACAAUCUGAAUUUCAGAAGAACAUAAAAGUAGCAGUGGUAAGCUCACUAAGCUAUACUUCAAAAUUCUAUUCCUUCCUUUUUAAUGGAGGACAUAGGGUGUUGGAUGUUUAUGAAAAAACCAUUUUUAGCGGCGUUGAUGAAAUGCAGUAACCACGGUGUUGGAUGGGAUCAACUCUUAGUUGCUGCCGAACAAGGUCACACGAAGGAAAUGCUACGUAUCUUGAGGAGUGAUCCAGAACUCAUUUUCACAGCAGAUGUGGUUGGAGAAACUGUUGUUCAUGUGGUUGCAAGAGCUGGACAUGCGCUCACUAUUACUAAGUUGAUGCAGACAUUCAUGAGACAUCAUUGGAUGAAGGUGUUGCUUAAGAAAAAUGUAGACGGGGAUACGGCCAUUAAACACAAUCACAAGGAGGCAGCUUACAGGUUGGGGGACCGACAGGAGUUUGCCAAGGAUGAAUUGAACAAGGAUGGAAUAUCUCCGUGGGACCUUGAUAAAGAGGCCGGGUAUUGUUCAGGAGUAGCAGAUAUUGAAAUGAGACUAGCAAUGGCAGACAUUGAAUUAGAUGAGCUAUAUAAGGUGAAGUGGAUUGAAGGCACCCCAAUAGGUGUAAGGGGUGCUUUUUUGAAGGCCUCCGCAAAUGGAGUCAUCAAAACAAAGCAUAUAGAGUUGGAACUUGAUCGAUCUGGAGGAAAUUUACUCCAUAUUAUUGCUGCAAAACCAGGCAAGGUUGAUAUACUAAAGUUGCUAGUCAAGUUUAUGAAUAACUCUGAGUUAGCUAGUUUACCACUUGAAAGGAACAAAGCUGGUGAUACUGCUUUGCACCUUGCCCUUAAUAAGGGCAGAGAUGAAGCCUCUGCACUCUACUUGAUAGAGGUGGCACCCAAGUCCGCUUACUUGCUUAACCAAGAUGGAGUAUCGCCAUUGCACUUGGCAAUUGAACUACAUUACAAUGAUAUAGUGAGGCGCAUCUUCCAACUACUUCCAGGGACUAGGAUUGACUCGUCCAUCAAAAAGAGUCUGCUUAGAGCUAAGAAUGCGUCAGUUGUACACGCUGCUGUAAGAUCUAGAAAUCUCGGCAUAUUGGAAAGAGUAAUGGAGGAAUUACCCGGUUCUAUUGACUCGCUAAAUGAAGAAGGAUGGAAGCCACUAUCAUAUGCAGCAUAUGAAGGUUACCUAGAAGAAGUUCACUUCUUCCUGAACAAUUUUCCAGAUUCUGCUAGGAAAUGCGACAGAGAUGGCUCUUUCCCAAUACAGAAGGCAGUUGGUGCAGGACAUGUUCACAUUGUGGAAGAGUUUAUAUCAUCAUGUCCCUUAACUAUACACGAUGUUGAUAAAAGAGGUCGAAGCAUUCUUCAUAUUGCUGUUAAAUAUGCAAGACCUGAUGUUUUCUCUUAUUUAACAAAGAAGAAGGAAGUUCAAAAGAUAUUCUAUUUGAAAGAUCAGGAAGGUAAAACUUUUAUGGAUUUUGCUACACAGCUGGAGAAUCGAUUUAAGGCCUAAUUUUCAUAACAUUGAGCAGUGAUUGUAAUUGUUUAUGAACUUUUAGUUUUGUACAGUAUGAAAGAAGAAAGCUCUAAAGUUGUAAUGUUAUGGUUUAUUAUGUUGUAUUUUCAAUAUGGUAAGAGUUUAAUUGUUUGAUUUUGAAAUGUUUUAUGGGUUCCUAAAUACUCUACUCUAUUAGUUAGUUUAUUGAGAGAAUAUAUGUUUUCCC
Molecule: messenger RNA, 5727 nt
Organism: Spinacia oleracea (spinach)
Lineage: Eukaryota; Viridiplantae; Streptophyta; Magnoliopsida; Caryophyllales; Amaranthaceae
Product: putative pentatricopeptide repeat-containing protein At1g53330
Exons: 4
Coding region: 4098-5516 (472 amino acids)
Molecular function (GO): protein binding
Source: RefSeq, a predicted model, not a curated record